Molecule: messenger RNA, 4569 nt
Organism: Xyrauchen texanus (razorback sucker)
Lineage: Eukaryota; Metazoa; Chordata; Actinopteri; Cypriniformes; Catostomidae
Gene: gucy2cb
Product: guanylate cyclase 2Cb
Exons: 27
Coding region: 282-3509 (1075 amino acids)
Biological process (GO): protein phosphorylation; receptor guanylyl cyclase signaling pathway; intracellular signal transduction
Molecular function (GO): peptide receptor activity; guanylate cyclase activity; protein kinase activity
Source: RefSeq, a predicted model, not a curated record
UAGGACAAAACAACCUCAGAUUUAUUCCCUCUUCAUUUUUUUUUCGUUGGAAAUUCAUAAAUAUUAUAAAGGCUACUGGAAACAUAGCACAAAGAAGAUGUUCAGCUAUGAAAUCUGAAUCACUCUCGCAGGCGGUCGUGUUUCCUUUCAAAUGUAUUUGAGUCUUCGAUUUACCAUAAUUUACCAUGUUCUGUUUUUACCUUUUUGGGCUGCAAAACCUUAACAAUAUUAACCAAUGUUAAGUGAAUUGGCAUUGAUCUUUCCGUUUUUAAAAAAUUACAAUGGAUUACAGCAAAUGGUUAUUUGCUUGUUUGUUGUGGGCAUUGCUAAACAAAUGUCACUUCAUGAGUGAGUCUUGCUUCAAUGGAACUUUCAAGAUGCAUGUUGUUUUAUUGGAUGACGACGUGUCGCCUUGGAGUAUCAAUUUUGUGAAGCCUGCGGUGAUGAAAGCCAUUGAAUAUGAUUCUUCUAUCAACUUUAAUGAUGGUGUGGGUCACAAUUUAUCCGUUAACUUCAAAGGGUUUCAAACCAUUUAUUACUUGCGAAAAGGAUGCACCAGUAGCACCUGUGAGGGGGUUGAAAUUUUGAAUAAUCUUGAGAAAGCAGGGGAGGUGAGAUGUGCUCUUUUGGGACCAACCUGCACUUAUGCCACUUUUCAAAUGGUUGAUUUGGAGAUUGGCCUGAACCUUAAUAUGCCCAUCAUCUCAGCAGGAAGCUUUGGACUGUCUUGUGACUUCAAGAAAGAUCUGACUCGCCUUUUGCCUCCAGCACGAAAAAUCUCUAGCUUCUUUGUUCACUUUUGGAAGUUCAGUGAUAAUAUCAAGCCUGCAUGGAAAACAGUGUAUAUAUACAAGAAACAGAAUAACACAGAGGACUGUUUCUGGUACAUAAAUGCUCUUGAGGUUGAUUCAGCCCACUUUUCAUCCAGUUUAGAGAAACGAGUGGUUCUGCGAAAAGAGGAAGAGCUAAGUGUGGCUUUAGCAAGCAAAGACCGGGACAGUAACCUUUUCAUUAUAUGUGGCACACCUGAUGACAUAAUGGAUCUGAAGAAUGGCACUAUGGAUUCUGAUAAUGAAAUUGUUUUUCUUCUGAUUAACCUUUACAAUGACUGUUAUUACAAUGGGAGAUCUAACGCUGCUAUGAAGAAUGUCCUGGUGCUAACAAUGCCAAACACAAGAAAUUACACCAUUGAUACUUCUGGUAACAACUCGAUGAAUGAUUAUAUUGCGGCAUAUCAUGAUGCAGUGCUGCUAUUUGGGCAGGUGAUGAGGAGGAUCUGGAACAUGGCCUCUUCAGAACUUCAUGAUAUGGAGAGCGUCAGCAUCAACUACUUCAGAAAUGUGUCAUUCAAAGGUAUUGGUGGAGAUUAUGAGCUGGAUGAAUAUGGUGACAGGGAUCUGAUAUUUUCUUUGAUCUACACAAACAAUGACAAUGAGUACAAAGUUCUUUACGAGUUCAACACUACCACCAACCAUACUCAAUCAGUGGACAGCAGUCCUUCCUUUAUUUGGCCUCAACUCCAUCUACCUGAAGACCGUCCAUCAAUAGAUUCCAAAGGCAUGCAAGUCCAGAAUAUGAUUGUCAUUGCAUUGUGUACUGCUGUUGUGGGAUUGAUGGCUACACUUGCCUUCAUCUUUUACUGGCAAAACAGAUCUUAUCGACACAUGCAGAAAAGAUGGUCACACAUCUCCUCAGAGCUCAUUAUGCCUCUAGAGUUGAGUGAGCACAAUAUGGUCUGUCUGAAGAUUGAGGAAGACACUAAAACAAGUUACAACUUGCGUCGUGCUCGUUAUGAUAAAAAGAUUGUGAUCCUUAAGGAGUUGAUGCACACAGAUGGCAACUUCUCCGAGAAACAGAGGAUCGAGCUUAAUGCGCUCUUGAAAAUUGAUUAUUACAACCUGACAAAAUUCUAUGGGACAGUCAAGUUUAACAAAGUUUUUGGAGUGUUCGAGUAUGGAGAGAGGGGAUCCCUCAGAAAUGUGCUUGAUAAUAAGAUUUCAUACCCAGAAGAGACCUUCAUGGACUGGCAGUAUAAGAUUUCUGUCAUGUAUGACAUUGCCAAUGGCAUGUCUUAUCUCCAUGCAAGUAACAUUGCAGUCCAUGGGCGACUUAAAUCCACUAACUGUGUGGUUGACAACCGAAUGGUAGUGAAGAUUGCAGACUUUGGCUUUAAUACAAUUUUCAGUCCCAGUAAAGAUCUGUGGACAGCACCUGAACACUUGCGGAAACCAGGGUUCUCUCAGAAAGGGGAUGUCUACAGCUUUGCCAUAAUUUCCCAGGAAAUCAUGAUGAGGAAGUGCACAUUCUACACAAGCACCUGCUCUGAUCAUGCUGAGAAGCUGGCCAGAGUGCAAUAUCCUAGUCUGACCCCUUUCUUCAGACCUGAUCUAAACUUUGAGAAUGCAGGUGAUAAAGAACAGGAGGUGUGCAUGCUAAUCAGAAAUUGUUGGGAUGAGGACCCAGAUAGAAGACCAGACUUCAAAAAGAUAGAAAUCACUCUACGAAAGAUUGUCAGUCUGGACAACCAGGCAAAUGAGAGCUACAUGGAGAACCUGAUUCGUCGGCUGCAGAUGUAUUCCUGUAACCUUGAGCGACUGGUUGAGGAACGCACCGCUCUGUACAAGGCUGAACGAGACCGAGCAGACUACCUGAACUUCAUGCUUCUGCCUGGACCAGUUGUGCGCUCUCUAAAGGAAACAGGAAAAGUGGAGCCUGAGCUCUUUGACGAGGUCACCAUCUACUUCAGUGACAUUGUGGGCUUCACCUCACUGUGCCACUACAGCACUCCCAUGGAGGUGGUGGACAUGCUCAAUGACAUCUACAAAAACUUUGACAGCAUCCUUGACAAUCAUGAUGUCUACAAGGUGGAGACGAUUGGUGAUGCAUACAUGGUGGUGUCUGGUCUGCCUCGGCGGAAUGGAAACAGGCAUGCAAUGGACAUCUGCCACAUGGCACUGGAUAUCCUGGCCUUCAUGGGCACAUUUCAGUUACGCCAUCUGCCUGGCCUGCCCGUGUGGAUCCGCAUCGGUGUGCACUCAGGGCCCUGUGCUGCUGGGGUAGUGGGAAUUAAGAUGCCCAGAUACUGUCUGUUUGGAGACACUGUGAACACAGCGUCUCGCAUGGAGUCCACAGGUCUACCUUUACGAAUCCAUGUAAGUCAGUCAACUAUCAGCAUUCUCCAGCGGACAGACUGCAAAUUUGAGUAUAAAAAGAGAGGAGAAACAUACUUAAAGGGUAAAGGAAAAGAGACAACAUACUGGUUGACGGGAGUAACAGGGCAGGAUUAUAAUCUGCCAACACCACCAACAGCAGAAAACUUCCAGCAUCUGCAGCAGGACUUGGCUCAAAUGAUUAAGACUUGUCUCGAGAAGCGUCCUACCAGCAUGAGGAAGCGGAAGACCCUAUCGACAAGCCACAAGGUGCUCAUGGUAGAAGCAGAGAUGGAAUUCAUUGAGCAGCCAGAGUAUCUCCACCUGGCCAUUGGUGACAGCCUAAGCACAUAUCUGUAAACCCAACCCUGAACAUAACACACUGUCACAUGAGUGUAAGGCCAAACCAAACUGGACUUAAGUGUAAAAUACAGCAGAAUGUAAAUACUCUAUAUUAUAAAAUGGAUGGUUCUGACCCUGAAUUCUGAUUGGAUGAGCAUGUUCGAAGCCGUAACAGUCAACAAUUAGAAAAAUGAACCAUAUAACUGGGCAGAUGAAUUGUUUAUUCAGAUUAUUAUUAAUAAUAAAUGCUUAUUAAAGAUGGUUGUCUUUUAGAAUAUUGCUGUUGCCACUGUUUUAAGAAAGCAAUAAGAUGCUCGAGUCCAUGCGUUACAGUGAUUUUACCACAGGCAAGGAGAGUUUAGGCACUCUGCUGCAUUUCUGAAGUGUUUUAGAGUUUAGGUUCAAUAUUUCACCCUCCUGAAAGUUUUAAUUGUAUUUUUUUUAAUGUUAAAUACUUAAAGGGGGCCUGACUACCACACCUGGAGUCACAAGUUCAAAUCCAGGGAGUGCUGAGUGACUCCAGUUAGGCUUUCUAUGCAACCAAGUGGCCCGGUAGAGUAACGUGUUAACCUCCUCGUGGUCGCUAUAAUGUGGUUCGCUCUCGGUGGGGUGCGUGGUGAGUUGUGCGUGGAUGGUGCAGAUUAUAGUGUGAAGCCUCCACACAUGCUAGGUCUCCGUGGUAGCAAGCUUAACAAGCCACGGGAUAAGAUGCGCAGAUUGAUGGUCUCAGACGCGGAGGCAACUGAGAUUCGUCCUCCAUCACCCGGAUUGUGGAGAAAAUGUUUUUUUACAUACUUACGCAGAGACAACUUAACCAUUUGUAGGUUGAUUUCCAUGAAAAGUGCAAACACUGUGGCUUUGUGAUGCUUUCAAAAAUGCUCUGUUUGUUUGAGUGAUCCAACAUGGCAACAUUGUUUAAGUUUGGGGCUGGAAUACAUGUUUGUCAUUUGUUUUCCAAUUCUGUUACACACUUCAACACUGCAAUUACAUUAAUACUUUUAACCAUGUUGUUAUAUUUUUCAUUGUACUUGACUGGUAUUCUAAACUAUUUUAAGUGACGUACCUACGGUGGCCGACA